Molecule: messenger RNA, 810 nt
Organism: Trichosporon asahii var. asahii CBS 2479
Lineage: Eukaryota; Fungi; Basidiomycota; Tremellomycetes; Trichosporonales; Trichosporonaceae
Exons: 3
Coding region: 1-810 (269 amino acids)
Cellular component (GO): cytoplasm; nucleus
Molecular function (GO): ATP binding; ATP hydrolysis activity; AMP kinase activity
Source: RefSeq, a predicted model, not a curated record
AUGACGACGCACCACCCGCGCAAAUUCCCCGUCGUCCUGAUCACGGGCACGCCAGGGUGCGGCAAGACGCUCCAUUCCCAAGUCCUGGCCGCGGACUCCGACGUGAAGAUGACGCACCUCAACAUCGGCGACAUUGUGAAGCAGCACGGGUUCCACAACGGGUUCGACGAGGAGUGGAAGAGCUACAUUGUCGAUGAGGACCGGCUGCUGGAUUAUCUCGAGGAGGUCGUGAACCCCGAGGACGGGGCGGCGGAGACUGCAGGCUUUAUCCUGGACCACCACGACCCAUCCCUGUUCCCGGAGCGCUGGGUUGACCUCGCCGUCGUGCUGACGUGCGACAACUCGGUCCUGUAUGAGCGGUUGAAGGCGAGGCGAGGACAUGGGCGGGUGGUGAACACUGCCAUUGAGGAGUGUCACUUCCAGCGGUCGGACGAAUGGGCACCGAGAUUGUCUACAUUGAAUGCGGCAGUGGCUUCCGACUACAGCUCUGCCUCAAUAGAGCCGGUUCCAUGCACCCAGACCUAUCGCCUUUCACAUUCUCAUGCUCCGCCGCUCUCCCCGUCCCAGCUUCACCUCGAUCGAGCCCAGCUGACAUCCAGGAACUACGCCGACAACAAGAUCGAGGAGAACAUCACGGCCGAAAUCAUGAUGACGUGUCUGACCGAGACGCGCGAGUCAUACGACGAGAACAUUGUCGUCGAGCUGAAAUCGGACGGAUCGGGAGGCGACAACGAGGUCGAGGACAAUGUGGGACGGAUUGAGGGGUGGAUUCAGCAGUGGACCAAGGAUCGGGAGGAGGGCGUGCACUAA